Messenger RNA from Eriocheir sinensis (Chinese mitten crab), 1278 nucleotides. RefSeq lists its product as uncharacterized. Bases 1 to 1278 code for a protein of 425 amino acids. The record is from RefSeq and is a predicted model, not a curated record. Lineage: Eukaryota; Metazoa; Arthropoda; Malacostraca; Decapoda; Varunidae. The transcript has a single exon.
AUGGCAUCCAUGGACGUUGAAUCACUCUUCACCAACGUUCCUGUCGACAAAACCACAGAUCUCAUCUGUCAACGCAUCUACCACUUAGAAAACGAAGAGCCACUCAACAUUCCCGAAGCCUCGCUGCGCCUCCUUCUACAAGCAUGUACUAAAGAAGUACCAUUUUACGGACCCGACGGCAAGAUGUACGUGCAGCGAGACGGUGUGGCCAUGGGAUCACCCCUCGGCGUCCUCUUCGCCAACUUCUACAUGGGGUCCAUCAAAGAAAGGCUAUUUGCACGCCACCCUCAGCUCAAACCACAAAUCUACGCCAGGUACGUCGAUGACAUCUUCAUCAGCGUUGGCACCGUGAGCCACAUCAACGAGUUAAUCACCGAAUUCAAGAACGACUCCUGCUUAAACUUCACGCAAGAAAUAGAACAAAAUAAGAAGCUCCCAUUUCUGGACACCAUGGUGCACCGUGAGGACACAUCUUUUUCAACAGAAGUGUACGUGAAAGCCACUAACUUCGGGUUCUGUCUCAACGGUGCUAGCGAAUGCCCCGAAAGAUAUAGGCGCAGCGUAAUCAGCGCCUUUGUCAAGAGGGCCCUCACACACACCUCAGUAUGGGCAGCCGCGAACACCGAGCUGAAGAGAGUUUCCCAGCUUCUCGCCAACAACGGCUACCCGCAGCAAGAAAUUGACGACGGGAUUAAACGACGACUCGAUAACUUCAUGAGUCCUGAACCAAAAGAGAAAGACACGUCGAGAAUCACCCUAUAUUACAAGAACACCAUGUCGUCAGAAUACAAAGAAGACGAGAAGACCCUUAAGAAGAUCAUCCACAAGAACGUAACACCCACCAACCCCGACACCAAGCUCGACCUCAUAAUCUUCCACAAAUCAAGAAAAACCGCCAACCUGAUCAUGAGAAACAGCUGUCUACCUCCAACAAGUCCACUACAAGAGGUGAACGUCGUGUACCAACACACAUGUUCUUUAGGUGACUGCAGUCGCCUACACUCUAGGUACAUCGGCGUCACCACAACAACUCUAUCGAAGAGAAUAACAGCUCACCUCACAGAUGGAGCAAUAAGAAGGCAUUACCUCAGCGAACACGGACUCAUCCUGAGGAGGAAACACAUGGAGGACAACACCAUAAUAUUGACAAGAGAAAACAACAACAAGAGACUCAAAAUGACCGAGGCAGUGCUAAUUUACACCCAGAAACCUGCAAUAAACAUACAGCAGCAACCCGACACGUCACUCCUGACAAAGAGGCAGCGAGCGCCAAGCUAA